Physeter macrocephalus (sperm whale) is the source of this 1356-nucleotide messenger RNA. It is a transcript of the gene HAND2, whose product is annotated as heart and neural crest derivatives expressed 2. The coding region runs from base 1 to 648 and encodes 215 amino acids. The record is from RefSeq and is a predicted model, not a curated record. NCBI's taxonomy places the organism in Eukaryota, Metazoa, Chordata, Mammalia, Artiodactyla, Physeteridae. Gene Ontology annotation, molecular function: protein dimerization activity; RNA polymerase II transcription regulatory region sequence-specific DNA binding; DNA-binding transcription factor activity, RNA polymerase II-specific. Gene Ontology annotation, biological process: regulation of transcription by RNA polymerase II; heart development. The transcript is spliced from 2 exons.
AUGAGUCUGGUGGGGGGCUUCCCCCACCACCCGGUGGUGCACCAUGAGGGCUAUCCGUUCGCCGCCGCCGCCGCCGCCGCCGCCGCCGCCAGCCGCUGCAGCCACGAGGAGAACCCCUACUUCCAUGGCUGGCUCAUCGGCCACCCCGAGAUGUCGCCUCCCGACUACAGCAUGGCCCUGUCCUACAGCCCCGAGUACGCCAGCGGCGCCGCCGGCCUGGACCACUCCCAUUACGGGGGGGUGCCGCCGGGCGCCGGGCCCCCGGGCCUGGGGGGGCCGCGCCCGGUGAAGCGCCGGGGCACCGCCAACCGCAAGGAGCGGCGCAGGACUCAGAGCAUCAACAGCGCCUUCGCGGAACUGCGCGAGUGCAUCCCCAAUGUGCCCGCCGACACCAAACUCUCCAAGAUCAAGACGCUGCGCCUGGCCACCAGCUACAUCGCCUACCUCAUGGACCUGCUGGCCAAGGACGACCAGAACGGCGAGGCGGAGGCCUUCAAGGCGGAGAUCAAGAAGACAGAUGUGAAAGAAGAGAAGAGGAAGAAGGAACUGAAUGAAAUCUUGAAAAGCACAGUAAGCAGCAACGACAAGAAAACCAAAGGCCGGACGGGCUGGCCGCAGCACGUCUGGGCACUGGAGCUCAAGCAGUGAGGAGGAGGAGGAGGAGGAAGAGGAGGAGGAGGAAGGAGGAGGAAGAGGAGGAGGAGAGCGCGAGCCGGGCCCAGGAGCCGGAUGCAGACCCAGGACUCCGGGCAAGCUCCGCGCGCUCCGCUCUGAGGACUUCCUGCAUUUGGAUCAUCCGGUUUAUUUAUGUGCAAUGUGCCUCCCUCUCUUUGCCCCCCUUCGAGGCAUCCGCUCCCCACCUUCCCCUCCAAACACAAAGUGGAUAUUUGAAGAAAAGCAUUCCAUAUUUUAAUAUGAAGAGGACACUCCCGCGUGGUAAGGGAUCCCGGCGUCUCGUAGAUUCUCUGUUUGUGAAUGUUUCCUCCUGGCUGUGUAGACACCAGCGGUGCCCUCUCCCCAACCCCUUCCAGAUAAAGACAGCGGACAAUUGUGUGUAUGUGAAGUGUAUCUUUAAUACUUGGCCUUUGGAUAUAAAUAUUCCUGGGGAUUAUAAAGUUUUAUUUCAAAGCAGAAAACGGGGCCGCUAACAUUUCCGUUGGGGUCGGUAUCUAGUGCUGCCGUUUCAUCUGUGGUGGUUCCCUCUGUGAAGAUGUUUCCAACAGCUACUUGUUUUGUGCACUUCCGUCCUCUAAAACUAAGUGGAAUUUAAUUAAUAUUGAAGGUGUAAACGUUGUAAGUAUUCAAUAAACCACUGUGUGUUUUUUUUUUACAAAACCCCAAUCUUUUAAUGGUGGA